AGAGGCCUUAUCGUCACCCUGAGGUUAACGCAGCGCAAUAGUAAACGAAAUCGUUCUUUUUGGCCUCUUCGCCCUGUUGAAACGUCCACUUUUUCGAAUCCUUCGAAUUCAAAAUGUUUUCGCGCGCUUUUUCAACCGCCAACCACCUGUUGAACAACCGGAAUCUGCAAAGACUCGCUGUGACCCAGUUAAGGAAAAUGAGUCAACAAGUGCUGCAUUCAAACGUUUGGGACUCCGAUCCCGAACUUUUUGCCCUCAUUCAGGAGGAAAAAAAGCGACAAUUGACCGGUUUGGAAAUGAUUGCGUCGGAAAAUUUCACCUCACUGCCUGUAUUACAAUGUUUGAGCACUUGCCUGCAUAAUAAGUAUUCGGAAGGUUUGCCUGGACAAAGGUAUUAUGGGGGCAACCAAUUUAUCGAUCAGAUCGAACGUUUAGCUCAAAAGCGGGCCUUGGAAGCUUACAGACUAAAUCCAGAAGAAUGGGGUGUGAAUGUGCAGCCCUAUUCUGGGUCACCUGCCAAUUUUGCCGUCUACACAGGAUUGGUUGAGGCGCACGGACGUAUUAUGGGGUUGGAUUUGCCUGAUGGGGGCCAUUUGACUCAUGGAUUCUUCACUGCGACUAAGAAAAUCUCAGCUACCUCCAUAUUCUUCGAAUCGCUGCCAUAUAAGGUCGAUGUCGAAACCGGCCUCAUCGACUACGAGCAGCUCGCCAAAACUGCCCGUCUAUUCAAACCCCGUAUUAUUAUCGCCGGUAUCAGUUGCUACUCCCGUCCUCUGGACUACAAACGUUUCCGCGAGAUUUGCAACGAAGUCGGUGCCUACCUCAUGGCCGACAUGGCCCACAUUUCCGGUUUAGUUGCUGCCGGCGUCACCCCAAGUCCCUUCGAAUACGCCGACGUCGUCAGCACCACCACGCACAAGAGUUUGCGAGGACCUCGAGCCGGUGUCAUCUUCUUCCGAAAAGGCGUGCGGUCGCAUAACGCUAAAGGCGAACCCAUUAUGUAUGAUCUUGAAUCGAAGAUCAACCAAGCUGUCUUUCCCGGUCUCCAAGGGGGCCCCCACAAUAACACCAUCGCUGCCAUUGCCACCACCAUGAAACAGGCCACCACGCCAGAAUUUGUUGAGUAUCAGAAGCAGAUUAUUGCGAAUGCGAAACGACUCUGUAAGGGGUUGCAGGACAAGGGAUACAAGAUUGCCACCGGUGGAACCGAUGUGCACCUGUUGCUGGUCGAUUUGAGAAAUGUAGGACUUACGGGGGCCAAGGCUGAGUUUAUCCUUGAAGAAGUUUCAAUUGCGUGUAAUAAAAAUACAGUUCCUGGAGAUAAAAGCGCAUUGAAUCCAUCAGGGAUUAGGUUGGGAACGCCGGCUUUGACCACAAGAGGGCUUGUGGAGAAAGAUAUGGAUCAAGUUGUGGAGUUUAUUGAUAAAGCGUUGAAAUUGGCAAAAGAAAUUGGAACCAAAUCAGGGCCUAAAUUGGUGGAUUUCAAAAAGACGAUUGAAUGUGACGAGGAAACUAAAAAGAAGGUGGCGGAUUUGAGAGCUCAAGUUGAAGAGUAUAGCUGUAAAUUCCCCAUGCCUGGAUAUCCCGAAUAUUGACGAUUUAAUUAUUUUUUUGUUUGAUAUAUACGUUUUAUGUAUAAAUUAUUAAUCCAAAUUUAUUUUAAAUAAAAUUAUUUUCAAAUA
Tribolium castaneum (red flour beetle) is the source of this 1682-nucleotide messenger RNA. RefSeq names its product Serine hydroxymethyl transferase (gene Shmt). The transcript is spliced from 6 exons. Gene Ontology annotation, molecular function: protein homodimerization activity; mRNA regulatory element binding translation repressor activity; mRNA 5'-UTR binding. The record is from RefSeq and is a predicted model, not a curated record. Bases 114 to 1595 code for a protein of 493 amino acids. Gene Ontology annotation, cellular component: nucleus; cytoplasm; cytosol. NCBI's taxonomy places the organism in Eukaryota, Metazoa, Arthropoda, Insecta, Coleoptera, Tenebrionidae. Gene Ontology annotation, biological process: protein homotetramerization; folic acid metabolic process; L-serine catabolic process.